GUAUUAAGAAGAACGCAGACAUUGAUUCCUUUCACCUACUCUCUCUCUCUGCCGCCCCUUCAUCUUCCUCUCGCAUUCUCCGCCGUGGUUCAAAUUUCUCUGAUACCCCUUUUUGUUCUUUCACCUUCAAAUCGAUGAACCUUUUUAUCUAUGCUCAUUCUUCUUAGUACGAUAUAUUUGAAUAUUAUGAUUCAUUAAGCCUCUAUCAUCACAAAAACCAUAAAAGAGAGGGUUUUUACAAGGUUCUGAUUGAUGGGUAGGGGAGAUAUUAAGCUAUUUGAUGAGGAAAGAAAUGGUCUUUUCUCAAUUUCGAAUUUUGGGUCCCUUCUCAAUGAGGAAGGGAGUUACCCUUCUAUGGGUUUGUUUGCAAGCAUUGGUCAAAUGGGAAUGGGGUUUGGUGUAAAAGAACCGAACCCUUCUGGUUCUCAACAACACAACGGUGGCAUGAGUAUGAGGAUUCCAUGCACUGAGUUGUAUGUGAGGUAUGUGCAAUCAGAGGGGAAGGUGAAGAUUCUUGGGGUUCCUGAGGAAGAGGAAGAGGUGGUGGAAGGGGUUAAGAGAAAGAAAAAGGGUGUCUUUAAAGGGUUGAAGAUUAAGGUUAAGAACCCUUCACUAAGGAGAUUGAUUAGUGGUGGUUUUGCUGGGGCAGUUUCACGUACCACUGUGGCACCUUUGGAGACUAUAAGGACACAUUUGAUGGUUGGAAGCAGUGGCCAUUCUACUGGUGAGGUGUUUAAGAAUAUCAUGAAGACUGAUGGGUGGAAGGGGCUGUUUCGGGGUAAUUUUGUUAAUGUAAUUCGGGUUGCACCUAGCAAGGCCAUUGAGCUAUUUGCUUAUGAUACUGUUAACAAGAACCUCUCACCAAAGCCUGGGGAACAGCCUAAACUCCCUAUUCCUCCAUCAUUGAUUGCAGGUGCUUGUGCUGGAGUUAGUUCAACCAUAUGCACAUACCCUCUGGAGUUACUCAAGACUCGAUUAACUAUCCAGAGAGGCGUUUAUGACGGUCUACUUGAUGCAUUCUUGAAAAUCGUUCGAGAAGAGGGUGCUGGAGAACUUUAUAGAGGCCUUACUCCAAGUCUGAUUGGAGUUAUUCCAUACUCUGCAACCAAUUACUUUGCAUAUGACAGUCUAAGGAAAGCAUACAGAAAAAUUUUCAAAAAAGAAAAGAUUGGCAACAUUGAAACCCUUUUGAUAGGAUCAGCAGCUGGUGCUAUUUCAAGUAGCGCCACUUUUCCUCUUGAAGUGGCUCGCAAGCAUAUGCAAGUGGGAGCCCUCAGUGGAAGACAUGUUUACAAGAAUGUGAUUCAUGCUCUUGCAAGCAUCCUUGAACAAGAAGGGAUUCAGGGAUUGUAUAGAGGGUUGGGACCUAGCUGCAUGAAGUUGGUACCAGCUGCAGGAAUCUCUUUCAUGUGCUAUGAAGCAUGCAAGAGGAUACUGGUAGAGGAUGAUGAUGAAGAAUAGGAUGAGUC
This is a messenger RNA of Abrus precatorius (Indian licorice), 1469 nucleotides long. RefSeq names its product adenine nucleotide transporter BT1, chloroplastic/mitochondrial-like. NCBI's taxonomy places the organism in Eukaryota, Viridiplantae, Streptophyta, Magnoliopsida, Fabales, Fabaceae. Bases 253 to 1461 code for a protein of 402 amino acids. The transcript has 3 exons. Gene Ontology annotation, biological process: transmembrane transport. The record is from RefSeq and is a predicted model, not a curated record.